AUGGGUUGCGCAUCGUCUAAGCAAGUGAAAGCCAACGUCGUCGCCGACGUUUACAAACCACCGCCGUCGAGUUUCGCGGUGUUUGAUAUCAACGCCAUCGAAGAGCCAUGGCUCAAACUCGAGCAAGAAGAUGAUGAAAAGCCCACACGCGCCGCCGUACAAUUCACCAUCGAGGAUGGUGAUGAUGACGCUCCUAAAACAUGGGAUGAGGUCAGCAAGUCUCUUGAAACCCACCUUAAACCAGCCCCCGCCGUUAAAUCGCCGGAAGUUGUCUCCGUUAAAUCUCCGGCGACUCCUCCACGACGGCUUCCGAGGAAGAGCGCAUCGUUCCACACACUUAACGAGCUCGAAACGAGGGCGAGAAAAGACAUCGCCGCUCAAAACCCGAUAAAGACUGUCAAGCUUAAGAAAACCGAGUCGAUGUCCGAGUUAAGACCCGAGUUCACUCGGACGGAGUCGGCUCGGACCGAGCCCUCCCAGUCGUACUCGGGGUCUCGGUCGGUGAAGGAGAACAUAUUCGUGCUGAGAGACAGAGAGCGGAGGGAGAAAGAAGGGAACAAGAAACCGGUGAUGAACUGGGACCCACUGAGGGAGUUUCCGGAGAAGUGUCCUCCCGGAGGAGGCGACGGAUUGGUGGUGUACACGACGUCGCUGCAAGGAGUGCGUCGCACGUACGAGGAUUGCAUGCGAGUGAGAGCGAUCAUGGAGCAGCAAGGAGUGGUGGUGGACGAGAGGGACGUGGCCUUAGACGCGGGAGUGUUGAGCGAGCUCAAGGAGCUUCUCCAAGACGAAGCAACGGUGGCGCCGCCGAGAGUGUUUGUGAAAGGGAGGUACUUGGGAGGAGCGGCGGAAGUGACGGCGAUGAACGAGAACGGGAAGUUAGGGAGAGUGUUGAGGUGGGCACGUGUGGAGAGAGUAGGGGAGGAAGGGAGGCACACGUGUGAAGGGUGUGGAGGAGCAAGGUGGUUGCCUUGUUUGGAGUGCGGCGGUAGCUGUAGGGUUGCGUCGGCGGUUGUGGCGGCUAAGGGCGAAAGAUGGGAGAGGUGUGUCAAGUGUAAUGAGAAUGGACUGAUACGUUGUCCGGUUUGUUUUGUUGGUUAA
This is a messenger RNA of Thlaspi arvense, 1101 nucleotides long. The record is from the annotation of a GenBank genome assembly. NCBI's taxonomy places the organism in Eukaryota, Viridiplantae, Streptophyta, Magnoliopsida, Brassicales, Brassicaceae.